AUGGAGCCUAAAACCUCGGGUCGUCGUAAGCGCCAGGACUGUCCUGAGGAGGAGGGUGACUUCCGCCAGAAGCGGACUGCCGAGCUGAAGUUGGCGACCGUGGAGAAGUUGAUGGCAGGCCUCAGUUUCCAGGGCGGCACUUCCCUCAAGAUGAAGCUGGCGAACCUGGUGCACCUGCUCAACAAAGGGGGGCUUAGAGUGGAGCUGAAAAAGCACAUCAUGAACGAGCUGAUAACCUGUGUGGGCAAUCAUCCCGGGCAGUCCAGUGCGUAUGCCACAUUUUUGGGCCUGCUCAAUGUCGGAGACUUUGAAUUCGCCUCCCAGUGCCUGUCGUUCAUGUUGCAGAAGGCUAACGAGUCGAUGUACACGAACGAUUGGGACAGGUGCCGAGGUGUGGUCCACUUCCUGGUGGACCUGUAUAACUGCCAAGUGAUACCGUCGUCCUCCAUGCUGACAAUGUUCGCAGUCCUCCUAAAGGAGUGCGAGGCUCUGAUGGAUCCGGACGAUGUGGUGGUCGCUCCGCAGCUGCGUCGCGAUUGGCUUGCCUACUGUGUGCUAUCCGCCAUCCCCCUUAUUGGAAGGGAUCUGGAGGGGGAGACGGCAUUUGAGAAGCUGAUGGUCUCGCUGCAGAUUUACAUCAAGAAGCGGUGCGUUCAGCACACCACCAUGCUGAGUGUUUGGUGGGAUUUCAAGCAGAGCGACUAUCUGGAGCUGCUGUGGCAGCAGGUGGACGGAUUGAGGCAGGAUCGUUGGGCCGAACCGGAGCACGAGUUGAUCCCCCGACCUUAUAUAAGCUUCGAUAAUACCUUGAGGCACGGCCAGAUGCACUACAUAAGGGAUUUCGAGUUGGCCCCCCAUCAGCAGGGAUGUCGCUAUCCCCCGCCGCGAGUUUGCUUCCACAUCUUCUUUGACGACUCUGUCGGUGAGAUCCUCCACUUGCCCUCGCCGGUGCGCAUCGAAAGGCAUCUGCUGGAGGCCCAAAUUCAGGAUGUGCUGCACUCCUAUCAUAAGGAAAGAAAAAUCUGUGCCGACAGCCUCUUGGGCUACGCCGCCUCCAAGCCCGAGCUGCCGGUCUAUCACUGCAUCGUAGAGGUGAUCUUGGGCGAGAUGCUGCAGCUGCCCACGGCCCAGUGGAUCAACAUCAACUACGGAGCCCUUCUGGUGGAGCUGUGCAAGCGCCAACCGGACAAGGUGCCCCAGGUGGUUGUCAUGGCCAUGGACAUCCUUUUCGAUCGACUGAGCUCCAUGAGCGUGGCCUGCUUCGACCGGCUGGUCAACUGGGUGUCGUAUCACAUUAGCAACUUUGGGUUUAUCUGCCAAUGGAGUGAGUGGGCUGAAAGCCUUCCAACGCCAAUAGAUCCGAGUGCCACCAAUCUGCACCCAAAGGUGGUUUUCCUCAGGGAAUUGAUCAAGAAGUGCCUCAGGUUGUCGUACCAGCAACGAAUUGCAGAGAUUGUGCCGGAUAUUCUGGCCGGAUUUCUUCCGCCGCCUGCCGUCCCGCACUUCAAGUUUUUCGAUGAAACACUUCCUGGUGGCAUUUUGUCCAAGACUCUGCUGGAAGCGAUGCGCAGCAAGGAAUCAUGCCCAGAAAUGAUCUCCAAAAUUAUUAAUGCCACCACCGGAGUCGGUCCGCUGCUCAAGAUCAACGUUUUCACCCAGAACUGCCUUCAUCUGGGAUCCAAAUCAUUUAGCCACACUUUCGCAAUUCUCAGCAAAUACCACUCUGUCUUCAAGGAUUUGGCUGCACAAGAUCCGGAGAAGCAGCUCGCGAUCUUGAACGGAACCUUCGAUGUGUGGAUUGCCUGCGAUCAGUAUAAAUUUGUGGUGUCCGAAAAGCUGGUCAAAAUGGAGAUAAUUAAUUACAAUAACCUUGUGACCUGGAUCUUCGACCCUAUGAUGCGCAAGGAGCUCACCAAGAUGUACGUCUGGGAGCUGCUCCACUCCGCUGUGCGCCACCUGAGGCGUGCCGAACGUGCGGUUGCAGUCGUGGAUGUCGAUGAUCCAAGUGCCUCCGAACCUUUGGUGAAAGGCAUCCUGCUGAGAAUUUUUCAGCGUUUUGUGAAGAUCCUAUCCGGAGCUCCGGAGGCAGAGAAGGGAACAGAGGAGCACUACUGGUUUCAGUGGGUUCUGGGCAGGCUGCAGGAGAUGCUCUUUAUCUUUGCGGAUGACUUCAAGAUAAUCUCGAACAAGUUGCUUAAAAUAACCGAGGUGACCGAAGUCAGGCCUGAAAUCACGGAAAUCAUUGAAGCUUUUGUGGCUUACACCAUGUAGCUUCUG
Drosophila erecta is the source of this 2277-nucleotide messenger RNA. RefSeq names its product nuclear cap-binding protein subunit 1. Gene Ontology annotation, cellular component: nuclear cap binding complex; nucleus. The record is from RefSeq and is a predicted model, not a curated record. Gene Ontology annotation, biological process: mRNA export from nucleus; nuclear-transcribed mRNA catabolic process, nonsense-mediated decay. Bases 1 to 2271 code for a protein of 756 amino acids. The transcript is spliced from 3 exons. Gene Ontology annotation, molecular function: protein binding; RNA cap binding; mRNA binding. Lineage: Eukaryota; Metazoa; Arthropoda; Insecta; Diptera; Drosophilidae.